Messenger RNA from Jaminaea rosea, 5793 nucleotides. RefSeq lists its product as hypothetical. Gene Ontology annotation, biological process: double-strand break repair via homologous recombination; replication fork processing. The transcript has a single exon. The record is from RefSeq and is a predicted model, not a curated record. Gene Ontology annotation, cellular component: nucleus; Cul8-RING ubiquitin ligase complex. The coding region runs from base 1 to 5793 and encodes 1930 amino acids. Lineage: Eukaryota; Fungi; Basidiomycota; Exobasidiomycetes; Microstromatales.
AUGGCUACUCAAGGAUACCGUGAGGUCUACGUCGACCUCACGAACAGUCAAGCGACCUCAAUCCUCGAGCCAUCUCAAGAAGCUGGCCCCAGCCACUCUCCUGCUCAGCACUCUCGCGAAACUACCCCUCCUCCUCCUCCUCCUGCUCCAGCUACAAGCUCGGCGCGUCCCGCAGAGCCGGAUCCGCCCAUACCCUCCGCCCUGCUACAGCCAUCUCCCCCGCGACGCAACCUCCGAACGCGCAAACCUGGGCAGCUGCACCCUUACACCGUCGAGAUGGCCCUAUAUAAGCGUCGCCUGGAGCGUAAUGACUGGGAGGACGCCGUGGUCACAGACCACCACAUGCGUCGACGGAUGCGCGAGGAGAGGGAGAGAGCGGCUGCGAAUGAGCUGCCUGUUGAAGGAGAUGAGGCGUCUUCUUCGUGGCUCGUGGCGGAUCUGCCGGGUGACAGGGAGGGGGAGGAGAGGAAGAAGAGGCGGGCUGAGGCAAGAGAGGACAAGAGGAAGAGGAGAGAAGAGAGGCGAAAGGAAGCAGAGAGGGUCGCUGCGGCUGCAGUAGCUGAAGAGAGUCAAGCGCGCAGGGCUUCUUCAGCCAGCAAUACAAAGGGCAAGGGCAAGGCAAAGGAGCCUUCAGCGCCGCCUCGUCAGGGCCUGUCUGCGAAGGAGCUGUUCGCUCGCUAUGGUGGCCUUAUCAGCGACGAAGAGGACGACAGCGACGGCGAUGAUGCAGCGGGUGGUGGUGUGGAUCGCUCCCCCGCUCUAGCUAGACAGUCGUCAGCAAGAGCAGACCGCCAGCUCGGUCCGAAGCAGCGGCAGCGGCGCCGCACUGCGCAAGCCGACAAUAGCGACGCCAGCAGCGGCUCAGGAUCUCGCUCGCCCUCGCCCGUCCUGCCACUGCGAAAGCGCCGCUUAAUCAGCUCCUCGUCCUCUUCCUCAUCAUCCUCUCCGCACUCACCGACUCGACCCAGGUCUGCAGCAAGAUCCCACUCAGCAUCCUCAUCCUCGUCGUCCGAGUCCAGCGAAGAAGAAGAGCUCGAUCUCGACCGCUACUUCAGACAGCUCAAGCGAAUGAUGCCAGUCAGUAUGGCGCGCAAGUACAUCGCUGACCUGCGCGCCAUGCGCAAAGGCAAAGCGUAUCACUCUGAUGGGCACGUCAGUGAUACGCCUGAACCCUCCAAUACCAGCGAGAGCGAGGAUGGCGAGAUAGACGGGGGAGACGCGACGAUGACCCCAUCGACGAGCCCGGCAGAAGCUGCUGCCCUUCGGCCAGGAGAGGCGAGGAAACGCUUGGGUAGGGGAACGCCUACAGGCGAUGCGAGAUUCGAGCUGGUGGGGGACUCGGAUAGUGACUCGUCUUCCAGUGCAAGAAGCGCCGUAAGCGUUCGGUCAUCGAACUCUGAAGGCCAGAGGAGAGAUUACCAAGUGUACGACGGCGAUAUCCGGUGGUGGGCACAGCCGACUGAGGAGCGUCCGGCUCCGCGACGAGAGGAGGACGCGAUUGACCGCAUGCUUUCCAGAGCUGUGGGAGCGCCGAGAAAGGCGAGGAGACCGGGAGGCGGAGGGGCGAAGAGGAUGAGGGCGAUGAAUGCAACGUCCGCAUCUAGACGACAAGGCGCAGUAAGUGGUGGUAGGCAAGCUGGUGGAUCGAGCGCCCUCAGAGAACGCUCCGUCAAUCAUCCUGCGCUCGCUUCAAGCGUUCCGAAGCAGCCGUCAAGGGCUAAGCGUAAGCGAUACGGUGGCGUCUCUCGUCCCUCGCGAUCUUCAGGCCCUCGUAGCGCUGGCGGACCCCACCCGCUCGCUCCUAAUCCGCCCCUUGUACAACCGAAGGUACGCAGGCCCUUGGAUCUGCGCCAGGAUGAUGUCUUGUUCGAUGUAGAGCUUCUUGCUCAGCCGCUUCCUCCGUCGCGCGACGACGAAAGGGGCGAAGACGAAGACGCAGCAGCCGCAAGAGAGUACGCGCAGCGCGUUCGUUCGUAUCGAGAGCAGAGCCAGCCCAGCCGACCCCUCGUGAGGAGGAGAGUGGGACGCGGCGGCGAUGGGCGUAAGGACCUACAUGCUUCGCCAGCCGGCCAGCCUCACUCGGCAGCGGGUCCCAGGCCCGUUGUAAGGACAGGAAGUCGCGAUUCCACAUCGUCCAAGUCCCCGAGCGUCGCCACGAGUCCGCAACCACCGGGGCAGCAGCGCAACAAAGGCUUACGUCCGUUCCUCCGAGUCGAGUCGUGGGACAGACCAUCCAGCAGCACAGCGUCAGGUCAGCUCUCUCGUGCUCAGCUUGACGCGGAUGCAUGGGGUGACCUUGCCAACCUCCGGCUCGACUUUGGUAUCCGGCCUCUGCCAGCUGGCUUAUCGUUCAGCCCUGCUUCAGCCAUCGGGCGUGGUAGGCUGUUUGAGUUGGUCGAAUUGGGCGAAGGUGGGAAUCAGGAGAACGCUGCGCUUUCACGCAUAGCUGGACGUACGGUGCUCGGUGUGGACCUACCUCCGCAUCCAGAUGUGGCAGUCAUGCUGCAGCUGAUGCCCGCCAUCUUCGAUGCCAUCUUCGCGGCGACGGAGACGAUUCGAAGCGGCAGAGGCGAUGCUGGUGAGGAGAUCAACGGCGAGAGCGCUCCCGACACGCUCAGCGCAGCGGUCACACGCACAACACAUGGCAUUGACGAUCUACUGCGAUAUCUCGCGCAAGGCAUCACCUCGCUGGCCGACUUCGUUCCACCUAGAGAGGUGCGACAGUACGUGGCGUCGAUCAAGUCACAGAUGGUCCAUCUGUUCGAUCGCUUCCAGGCGGCGCCUACCGCCGACCAGGGUCAAGAAGGGCGCCAGCGGCAGAAGUCAUUCGAGACCCUGCUGCUCACUCUGCGCUGGUUCGACGUCGAGGUCAGCUGGCGGCACAUUGCUAGCAAGGGCCUGCAGAACGCCGAUGCAAUCGACUUUGAGGAGAAGCUUGCCGAUGAGGAGGAGCUGAUUCUCGCGUGCGAAGGGCUGAUGAUCAGCUUGCUCUCUCACGGCAUGCAUCGUACGAUGCACUGUAUCAAGACCAGAGCAAAGAGAGACAGCAGCAUCGACGCAGCUCCCUCACACAUCGACGAUACCUCCGCCGAGCUCUGGGUGUCCCUCAUCCACCUCCUCGGCACCGCCGCCACCCUGCUGGGCCCGCACAUGGCCUUCUGGCCGGUUCUCGACUCCAGCCUCUCCCAAUGGCUCAAGAUUCUCCCGCCACGCCGCCCUGUCCUAAUGAGCGAAGCCAUUUGGUUCGUCACGCUCUCGCUCUGUGCCCUCUCUCAGUUCUCCGCAGCGAACGGCACCACCCUCUCCCGCCCACAGCUGAGACAGCACUGGCCCUUGGUCGUGCAGGCCUUCGCUGCCACACGCUUGAGGUACGACGAGUCGGUGGAGCAAGCCAUGCCCAGUGCUGCGCUGGCAAAACGAGACCAGUACUUGCGGGCUAUCACGCAACGAUGCUUCAAUCUGGUGUCUCUCUGGCGCUGGUCAGGUGAGGGAGCCGAGGGCGCCCUCAGCAAGAUCUUUGACGUCUUCAAUGCGCACAAGUUGGCGGAUCUACCCACGGAGGAGGAUCACGACUUUCCCCCCUUCCUGCGCGACUUCAACCCAGAAUUGCUCUUUGAUGAGACGAGCAGAGAGGGGACUACGUACCAUGUCUUCCUCAAGCUACUCGCUCAUGUAGCGCGUAGUCUGCAGGCCACAGCUUCACCGGAAGACGAUCCUGCUGCUGCGGCGACCGCCGCGGAUCGCAAAAUCUCCCGUCUCUUCUCUCGCGUCUGCCCGGUCCGGGUCAUGACUUUCAGUAAAGCCAACCCUCCAACAGCACGAGAGCGAUCCAGUCUCUUCAAUCACUACUCCGUCGCCACGCUGCACCUCUUCCUCGUCCCCUCUGCGGCCCAGCAGCGGCUGAGGCAAAUCAAGAGCUUCCUCGUCUUCAAAGAGGCGGAUGCCCAAAGCCAGGUAACGUGCAUCCGCGCCAUGAUGUACGCUGCGGUAGUGCAUCGUCACUUUGAACUGGAUGUCGCGCCGAUCACAGCCUGGUUUGGGAGUAUCUUCAAGACACUGCUGGGCGAUGCAGAGGAGGUCAAUCGCAAGGUCGCGAGGGGAGGUGGGGCCACUGCUGCGGCAGGCGAAUACUUUGAGACGCAGAGGCAGGCGAAGCGGGUGACUAGCUUGCUCGUCGCAGCAUUGCGGUCGAUCCAGCAUGUCGUGGAGCAUGUAAGUCUUGGAGGUGACCAGCAGGCAUCCUCGCCAUCGCUGCGCUACCCCGAUCCACAGCUCAUCGAUCGAGCUUGGACGGCCGACGUGCUGGAGACACAAAGCGCCAUUGACCCCGCUGUGGGGGUGGAGGUGCUCAAGUGCGUGCAGAGCUUUCUGGUGCAGCGCAGCCUCGUCGUGGCAAAGCUGCGGCCACGGGAUCAGCGGGGCAACACAGCGGCUAAUGGCACGACGACCACACCUGCGCCUCGCAACGAGGAAAGCCAAGACAGCUUCGCCGAGUUGUUCGACGAUGUUGGUGACUUUGACUUUACAGAUCCAGCGCUCGACAAUCUCUUGGAUGGAGGCGAGCCAGCGGCAAACAUGGAUGGCUGUGCUCACAUGUCUGUCGACGCAGCGCCAUCAGCUACACUCAUCGACUCUAUCCGCAGCAAAGAUCGUCUCUUCGCCGAACAGCUUCGUAGUCAUACAUCCCCCGCCCUCUUCUCCCUCAUCUCCAACAUCUUCCACCCCGACCGCGCGCGAGAGGGUAGACUCACUUCAUUGGGCAUCUCCCUCGAAGACACUGCCCCAUCCGCAGCUACCGGUAGGCAGCGUCAUCAAUUGGACGCCCUCCUGAAACGUGGCGCACGUCGACGUUACCUCGAGCUUCUGGUGGACUGUUGGGCGGGUUGUGCUCAUGUGUUGGUAGAAAAUGGCCUGCGAGACUGGGGGUCAUACGUGACGUAUGGGAACGAGUGUUGGAGGAGACUGGAAGACCCCGUCGGGAAGAGGGACGUCGCACUGCGCUUCCUACGGGACGUGGUUGCGCUUGACCCUGAAGUGGUCCGAAGGCACGACAGAGCGAGGCGGAGUGGCUCGAGGACAACACACGACCACGGCAAUACCGAUGGGCAGCAGCAGCAUCAAGAUCACUAUGGCGAAUUCUUGCAGGUGUGGUUCGCAGCCGCACCUGCGAGGUCGCUGUCCGUGCAGGCGGAGUAUACGCACGCUCUCUUCUAUCCGGACGUCGAGCACGAUGGUCAGGAUGUAAUGCCCUGGUUCCCUCGCUGUUCCCUGCCCGCGUCCCCGAGCGGCAGUGGCUACGGUCAGCUUGACCUGCCCCUCUUCGAGUCACAACGAACCAAGCUGAUCCUUGGCGCGAUCCGUGGCAUGCGGCGCGACUACGAGGGCGGUCACAGUCAUGAAGAGGAGGCUGGGGAUGACGACGAAGUGGAAAGGGCCUUCCGACGGACACAAGUCUUCCCAUGUCUUUCUGCCCUCCUCUCGUCGAUGCGCAUCCACCUCGAGGGGAUGCGCAUUACGCCGCGAACCUUUGCCAAUCUCAACGGAGGACGUAGAGGGAGCAGCAGCGAUUCAGACGACAGUGAUAGGGGAGGCAGCGCCAGAAGAGAGUCGAGCGAACGAGGCUACCUCGCCUUCUGUAGGCACAUACUGCAGGGCAUUGAGCGCGAGGCUGGUGAGAAGAUCUUGAGGGGGGCCAGAGCUGAGGUCGAGCGGACUUGGGGGAUUGUGAGGAGGAAAGAGGGAGAGAUGGGCGUGAAUGCGGAUGCGGGUGCAGGCGCGGAAGGCGGCAGAUGA